AUGUCUUUGAACACUAUUCGUGAUGAUAAAAAUGUUUUCAAUACGACUUCAAAUGAAAAAGAUACAGACAAGCCGUUCACCAUCCUGGCGCCUCAAAAUUCAGCCACCAAACGCGCCGAAAACUUGCUGCACCAGCCGGAGCUGGUGAAAAAGUUACUACUCGACCAUGUGGUGCUCGGAUCCUUGAUCGACUUGACGAACAUCACGUCCGACAUUACCUUCAAAACUUUGGGAGGAAACACCGUCAAAGUGAGGCCAACUAAAGAGGACAACAGCAAACUCAAGGCCAACGAUGCAAACGUUAUAGAAAGAAAAGUUUUGGUCCCGAACGGUUUAUUAGUAGUCCUCGAUAACUUCCUCUUUCCGCAAGAGCAACCAAUAAAAAGAAACGCGUCGCAGGGAAAGCUCAGCGAUGUGACGUCGUUCGCAGCGACGAAGGAGAGCAGUAAAAAUCAAUCGAACACCACGUUCGUAGAGAAUAUUAUGGAGGUACUUUCGUUCCUGAAGAGCGGCGUCAGGGUCUUUCAACACUUCUUAUCGAGAUCGAAUGUUUCCAAGUUGCUGCAUGAAGAUAAGGACUAUACCGUGUUCAUUCCAACCGACUACGCUUUUCAGAGGUGGCAUCCUAUUGAUUGGGGUUUUUAUCCAUUCAGCGUUCCGGAAUUCACGGAGAGCAUCAUCGUUAAUCACUUCGUCGAGGGCCGAUUGAAACAAGACAUGAUCAAAGAUGGACAAGUCGUAAAAACUCUGGGAGGAAGAGAAAUUGUCUUCAGGAAGACUCCUGCUCUUGUCGUCAACGGAGCCAUGGUCGUCAAAGGCGAUACCCCCGUAGCCAAAGGAAACAUAAUGUUCAUAGGGGAGGUGUUAUUCGUUAGCGAGUCCAUAGUAUCGAAAUUGCACCAACAGCAUAAAGACAAGGAGACCCCUCCGCUUCUGGCAUUCCCUUGGUUCGGAGCUCAAUUUUUGUCCCACGCCUUCCUAGCACUCGAAAGAGAUAAAAGGUUCACCCAUAUAACCAGGUUUUUGAAUCUCGCAGACCUAGCCCCGCAUGUGUCUGGUACCGGAUAUACUUUUUUCGUACCAAUAGACCCUGCAUUCGAAGAACUCGGACUAGACAAGAUGCCGGACAACUAUUUGUCUACUGGAGACGGUUUGCAAAUUCUACUUAAUCAUUUCGUCAAGGGAAGAAUGUACGACAGGGAUUUAACGGAUGGAAGCAAGUUGAACACGCUGGGAAAUAAGACCAUUGUUGUGAAAAGAACGAAAGAUCAAGUUCGAGUAAAUGAUGCAAUAAUUGUGAAAAGUGAAGUUUUUGUAUACAAUUUAGGAACGAUGUUUUACAUAGACAAAGUUUUGUUCACAAAUUCCAACACCCUGUCCAACACGAGCACACAAUUCAAUAAAACCACGAAUCAUGGAUUCACUACGGAAGCAAACGUGGAAAAGGUACCAGAAGAGUUGAUAGAGGAAUCAGGAACACUGCCAGAUGUUCUGUUGGCUGACAGCACCAGCAUUGACAAUGAAACAGAAGUUGUAACGAUAUCGACACGAAAUAACACGAUAAAAUAAAGUUCAUUUUUGUCAGUACCAAGUUGGAUAGUCUGGAACCGUGUUACUUUGAAAAAAAUGUAUUAGUUUCCAAGUGAUAUUUAAUUUCCUCAAAUUGAUUUAACUAUAUCGAAAUGUUUUGAAUAUAAAAAUAGCAUUUUCUGUUUUGAAGCUAUUUUCCAGGUUUGUUGGUCAUGGUCUGCAGGUUUUCAUGCAUGAUGUUUCGUCUACAACUGCGGCAGACACUGAUGAAGAUAAUGAGUCUACGAAUUACUCGAGUUGCUCUCAUUGCGGAUAAUACGUUAUUAGAAUUCGACUUCAAUUUCAUUCCAUCAGUGGUGGUCGUGCCUUCAUUUCUACUGAUUGUACUGAAUGGCCUCAUUUAUGUGCAAUUAUGAACGGGUAGCGAGAUUCUAUUUAUGUUAAUUCCCUCUUCCUUUCUGUUGAAACUUUUUGUGUUUAUGAAACGUCAAUAGAAAAGAAGAGAGGUUUAACAUGAAUAAAAUCUGGCUACCUGUCAUUAAUUGCAAACAAGUGAGGUCAUUUAGUGCAAUCAAUAGAACCGAAGCCGCGCCGAUCACUAAUGAAAUUAAACCUGAGAAUAAUUCCGAAAACGUAGAGUCUGCCGUGUGAACAACCUGAGACUCUGUAUUUUACCUUAUCGCCUUUGAUAAUAUCGACCGCAGUAGUAGACGAAACUUAUCGGGAAUAAACUUGCAGACCACGGCCAACAAACCCGGAAAAUAGCUUCGAUACAGUUUCUCCUGCCGUGAAAGUUUACACUCUGAUUCUCUGUUUCAGUUUUUACAUUAAAAUUCAAAAAGAAAUGUCUGCUAAUUGUCGAAUACCCCUUUUGAUAGAAGGGUAAGCUCAAGUUACACAAACAAAAUACAUUUGAGUAAUAUUCAUAUCUUUAUUGAUAAGGCUUUAUACGUUAAGUAGAUUUUAAUCGAUGUGAGACAACUGGAGACUAUAUAAAAAUAUGUAAACAGAAAUAAAAGAUGUUAAUAUAAGAAUAUUUUACUAUGUAUAUAUGGUAAUAUUGAAUUAUUUAUGUAUUUAAAAAAUAAAUUUUAGCAACAAUGACUGAUGAAUGUUAAAGUAACAAUUUGCAAAUAUUUGAAUAUUUCGUGAAUUGAUUUAUAUUUCUAUGAAAAUAAAAAUGUCUGUUAAACUAGUACAUAGUUGUAUGCUGUGAGUAAUUCUUUUUGAAAUAUGAGAGUACAGUCAGUAAGAAAAUGCAUGAGCGUGAUUUUGGUUGAAAAAAACCUUUUAUUUUUAAUCUUGAAUGUUUGUGCUCAUUUAUUUGAAAUACUACACUCCUUUCAGUUUCUCUAAUAAAACAUUUUGAUUGGAAAAUGAUUGCUCAUGAACAUAAAGAUACGUCAACAUUCUUAUCAUUUGAAACAACCAAUUCAAUCAACUUUGAUACUGUUACUUUGAAUCGUUGAAAUUGGUUUCAGGUCAGCCAGUUCAUUUUUCUCAUUUCGAAAAUGACUGUGCAUGGAACUCAUUAGAAUACUAGAAAAGAAUAAGUAACCUCAUUCAAGUCAUCCUGUCAUCGAACUGGACAAAAAUAUGAGGCUGUUCAAGGUCAGAUGAACGUGACAAAAACUCUAUACGACCAUUUCUACAAUUUUUUGAAUGUAAACUAGUAAUUAUUGUACAAAUAUUCAGUAAGAAGAAUUAUUUCUCUCCAUUUACUAAGUACUAAUUGUAUGUACCAUUUUAUUUGUGUCCGAGAAUAUCUCAUUGUUAAUAAAUCGAUUCUAAUUUA
Molecule: messenger RNA, 3325 nt
Organism: Leptinotarsa decemlineata (Colorado potato beetle)
Lineage: Eukaryota; Metazoa; Arthropoda; Insecta; Coleoptera; Chrysomelidae
Product: periostin
Source: RefSeq, a predicted model, not a curated record